UGAUCACAAGUAAACAGUGUAGUGACUUAAUACGUAUCUGUUAUUGCACAUUUUCUAAACGUUAAAAGAUUAACAUAUCAAUGUGCAGCUCGUGUAAACAGUGCGUUUAAUUAUUGCUUAAAUAAUAUGAAACAAGUAUUUUUAACGAUUUAAAACGUGAAAGAUAAUAUUUUAGAUGAAAAUGGAGGUGCAAAAAUCAGUUAUUAAACGGCUCCUAUUUUUUGUCCUUUUAAAGUUGGUGGUUAUUAAAACUCAAGGAGACAGAUUCGUUAGCAAAGGAAAUAUUACAGGAACUAGGAUUUCGUCUUCAGGAGAAGUGUUUGUGACGCACGGAAAUACAGUUGUUUCCCUCUCAGCAAAUCUGUCUGUUAUAGCCAAUAUUACUAUAGGUCAGACGGAGAAGUGUAAGGACUUUGGGGGUUUUUGUUUGCACACAAUUAUGAACAAAGUUUCAGUAGUGGAUAUAUUGACCUCUACACCCGAGAAAACGACGCUGCUGUUGGCUUUAAAGUUAGAAAACGAGACGAUUUUUACGGUUUCAUCAUUUAAUAACAGUCUUAAUUCAAACGUUUUGAAUGUUAACUUUGGAGAGUUUUCUGACGUAGCAUCGGAUUCAUUUGUUUUUCAAACGGGAAAAGAAUCCUGGAAAAUGAUUCUUGCGAAAUCAGUGGACCUUGACACAUCGCAUGGAAUGUCAAGUAUCUUUGCCGUAUAUGAGAUCGAGAAAAACGUUUCAUACAAUGUUCGUAUUCUUGACCUCUACAAAUUGCAUUCAUCAUUCAAAUUUGAUAUUCUAUACGCGUUCAAACAUGGAACAAACGCAUACUUUAUUGUGAAAUACUAUUCAAAAGUAUACACACUAGAUUCGGACAAGUACUCGUUCAUCCGUUUAUCACUAUCCGGGAAUCUCACUGAAGUACCGUUCCGUGUGGCAAAUACAAACAUGUCUUUUGUAAAUGCGAACCUACAUGACAAAAGCAACACUGGUAAGACGCUACUCCUCCUAUACAAAGAUGCAUCAAACCAGUCCAUGCUUUACCAUGUUGCCCUGGGGAACUUAGAUGAGGAGAUGGAGGAGGCUUUUCGUGGAUGCGAGAAGGAAGGGCGUGGGGCGUCUCUCUAUUGGCUGAAUCGUCCCACCAACUGUGCCCCAGACAUCACAUGUCCAUGUUACCUCCUGAAAAACUACAGCGAGAUUUCAUCUGCAAAAAUCCUCACCCUUGCCCCUGCUUCCUAUCCUAUUUUUAUUGACAGCGAUGUGCUUGCCAUGGUUGUAAGCGAGGAAAGGCAAAACACGGUCAUUUUCUUCUUGUUACAGUCAGGUGUCGUACUAAAGGUAAAAUAUGGUUUGUUUCCGGACAUUCUGGCUGGAAUUAAAGUUAAAGCUAUAGAAACUGCAACCAGGUUGAACGUCACGAACGCUGCCCUGUGGACUACUGCAGAAGGGCUGUAUGCCAGGUUUGGAAGAAAGUUGAUCCUUUUGAACACGAGCACGUGCACCAUGCACAGGGACGAUGCAAGCUGCAGGCGGGACACAAGUGCGUGUGUCUGGUGCCGGCAGCCAAUGUCCUGCGUGCAGGAAGGGGACUGCAGUGAGGCGGAUGAUAAAGAGGUGUAUAUGGGAGAGCCUCCGUUAAUCGUUUAUGUGAGGCCUACAGCUUCGUCACUAGUGCCAGGCUCCAUGUUCCGCAUACAUGGCGUCAAUUUGGACAUGGCCGAAAGUAUUGCUAUCGAUAUUGCCGGGGAAGAAUGCAUUGUGCAACGGGAGACGAUAAGUUCCAGCGAUUUCCUCUGUGUCUUGUUGACGGGAGUUCCUUAUCCGAUUGUGGGGACUGCUAUGAUGACGCUUGUAGUUGACCAUACAACCAAGUCGCAGAAUUUGACAGUAUCCCCUCCAGGUUUUCUUGAACAAAAAGAUGUAACUGUCAUUCCAAGUGGAGGAAUUCGCGUUACCUUGCGUGGCAGCAAUCUCACCAGUUUAGGAAAGACGUACAUCUACUUUAAAACUGAAUCUGGAAAGUGUGUUUCUAUGGAAGGAGCGGUGUGUGAAGCGAACACGACCAAAAGUCUACAUUGCUUCACACCCCAGUUGAUUGGUGGCGAUAGUUUGCGAAACACAACAGUCAGAGUCUACUUAUCUCAUGAAUUAGUCCCUCGUACUAAUAUGUCAUACCUUGGUGGGAUCAUUGAAUCCAACAACGUGAACAGCCUUAAUUUGCACAUAGUCGACGACCCGGUUAUAUUUGGUUUUUACGUUGGUGUAAAGAUAGCGGAUGUAUACCAUGUAGAGUGGAAAGAGGAUGCAAUCACAUUUGUACUAAAGGGAAUCGGAUUGCUGAAUGUCAACAAAGAAGACAUCCGUGUAAAAGUGAUGAAAAUUGGUCACGUGGACGUUUCCAAGGCGAUGAAGGAGGAGCUGCACUGUUCCAUAUCCGCUGACAUGAUGAGAAACAAUAAAAGAAUCGGCUCGAUACAAGAUGAACAGUUGUUAGCAGUCACGGUAGCAAUAGGAGAAAACCUUAUGUAUCACCCUGGUUACAUUCGCCUGUACUCCCUAUAUGCAUCAACAACUAGUUCCUCUGCCCCUCCAGAAUUAAACUCCCCCAGAUCAACAAAGCAGUCACCCAGUGUUGGCUUGGGUUUAAAACUGAUCGUGGUCAUCGUGGUGGUGGUGGUGGUUGGUGUUGUUGUUCUGGGAGGCAUCGCUAUAUUCAUAUACAGAAAGGUUUCGGAUCGUUCCCAUAGACAUAAAUUUAGAGGACGGUUGGACAGAAAUCGUCCAUCCAUUGUGAGCUACCGCGGGGAGCGGGUGUAUAUAGAGAACCCGAGCACCCAGUAUAGUCACAGCCCCUCAAACAAUGACCCGUCCUUAGACGAGCGGCUGCUUUCGGACGCAUUCGAAGAUUCUACUGCUAAUCUCAUUCAAAGGUUCGAAGAUGAACGCCUGCUCAUCAAACGGGAGCUUUUGUCUUUAGAAAAACUCAUUGGAAAAGGUCACUUUGGCUCAGUGUUCAAGGGUUCGAUGAUCGUCCAAGAUAAGAAGAAGAAAGUCGCUGUUAAAACUUUGCAUAAGAGCGAGAAGAAUGACAUGGAUGUACCGCAAUUCUUGAAGGAAGCCUACGUGAUGAAGAAUUUUGACCACCCAAACGUCAUGGGUCUUCUGGCUAUUUGUAUGGACAUGGAAGAAACUCCUUUGGUUGUUCUGCCGUAUAUGGAGCAUGGUGAUCUUUUGUCAUACCUACACGAGGAAACUCAUAUUCCGACCGUUAAGGACCUGGUCUCGUUCGGCCUUGACAUUGCGAAGGGUAUGGAGUAUCUAGCAGAGCUCAAGUUUGUACAUCGAGAUCUUGCCGCGAGAAACUGUAUGUUAGACGAAAAAUACCAAGUCAAAGUAGCGGACUUCGGGCUGUCACGUGACAUUUACGAGAGCACGUACUACAGCACACAAGCGAAGGGUGCACAGCUACCGGUGAAGUGGAUGGCUAUAGAGAGUCUGUCCAGCGGCGUCUUCAACGAGAAGACUGAUGUGUGGUCGUUCGGCAUAACGCUGUGGGAGUUGAUGACUCGGGGUGUCCGUCCGUACGCCAUCGUUGAUAACUGGGACAUGGAACGAUUCCUCAAGUCAGGUCGCCGACUACCACAGCCCAGAUACUCCCCCACGCCAUUAUACCGACUGAUGCGGAGAUGCUGGCUGGAGGCACCAGUCGAGAGACCGUCUUUCACGGAAAUCCGGCAGUGUAUUUCAGGUAUGUUAGAGCGCGUACAACUCCAGCUGGGAACUGUUGAGCGCGCGGCGGAUAUCGGGACAGUGUAUGUGAAUCUGAAUAUGGGGUCGCAGUGUGUACAUGUAUACACUAAUCAAGAUAUAGUGGACAGUGUUGGUCAGAUUGACUCUGCUGGAGUAGUUGACGACACCUCAUCGGUGUGUGAUAAGAAUGAAACAAUGAACGAUCGAUUUGAUGUAUAAAAUCAUUUAUUUUGUAUGAUGCAAGUAUUUUAAGUGCUCAAUUACUCUUGACCUGCUCAAGUAGCACAAUAUGCUAUAACUGUUUUAUUUACAGGCUCAAGACAAUUUGUCAAAGUUACAAUUAUUCAACUGCCUCAGUUAUUUUCAUCCAUUUUAUGUAGAUAUGAUACUGUGUAUGUAAAUACUAUAUUCACAAGUGUAACAAAUGUAAUGGUUACGUUAUUACAUGAAACGGAAACGUC
Molecule: messenger RNA, 4209 nt
Organism: Mya arenaria
Lineage: Eukaryota; Metazoa; Mollusca; Bivalvia; Myida; Myidae
Product: tyrosine-protein kinase RYK-like
Exons: 18
Coding region: 176-3967 (1263 amino acids)
Biological process (GO): cell migration; protein phosphorylation; nervous system development
Cellular component (GO): signaling receptor complex
Molecular function (GO): transmembrane receptor protein tyrosine kinase activity; ATP binding; protein binding
Source: RefSeq, a predicted model, not a curated record